AUGGUAUUCAAUGACAAAGAAGGAAUGAGGAUCGCUUUCGAGGAAGCUAAGAAGGGUUACGAAGAAGGUGGGGUUCCAAUUGGUGGAGCUUUAAUUCAUGAAGAUGGAACUGUAUUAGGUCGUGGUCACAACAUGAGAUUCCAAAGUUCUUCAGCUACUUUACACGGUGAGAUUUCUACAUUAGAAAAUGCUGGUAGAUUAAAAGGAAGUAUUUACAAAAAAUGUACGAUGUACACCACGUUGUCGCCUUGUGAUAUGUGCUCAGGUGCUUGCAUCAUGUAUGGUGUUAAAAGAGUGGUUCUUGGAGAAAAUGAUAACUUCUUUGGUGCAGAGGAGUUAUUAAGGCAAAAGGGUAUUGAGGUUGUGAAUUUAAAGGACAAAGAUUGCAAAGAAUUAAUGAGUAAAUUUAUCAAAGAAAGACCAGAAGACUGGUAUGAAGAUAUUGGGGAAUAG
Messenger RNA from Debaryomyces fabryi, 453 nucleotides. It is a transcript of the gene FCA1, whose product is annotated as cytosine deaminase. NCBI's taxonomy places the organism in Eukaryota, Fungi, Ascomycota, Pichiomycetes, Serinales, Debaryomycetaceae. The record is from RefSeq and is a predicted model, not a curated record. The transcript is spliced from 2 exons. The coding region runs from base 1 to 453 and encodes 150 amino acids. Gene Ontology annotation, molecular function: diaminohydroxyphosphoribosylaminopyrimidine deaminase activity. Gene Ontology annotation, cellular component: nucleus; cytoplasm.